Molecule: messenger RNA, 3703 nt
Organism: Suricata suricatta (meerkat)
Lineage: Eukaryota; Metazoa; Chordata; Mammalia; Carnivora; Herpestidae
Gene: TBC1D24
Product: TBC1 domain family member 24
Exons: 9
Coding region: 344-2023 (559 amino acids)
Source: RefSeq, a predicted model, not a curated record
UUUGACAUGAAUGUUACAGGUGCAAGAGAAACUGGAAUGAUCUGGCCGUUUACCGAAACUUGCUGAAGCAAACCCUUGUGACCUCUCUGGACACUUGUACCAUCCCAGGUGGAACGUGGACGCAGCGUCCGAGCAGGGAUUCUUCUCUGGAGAGCCUUCCUGAAACCCAGCGGGCGUUUUCAGAGAGUUAAGGGCUGGCCUGUGGGUUCGGACCCAGGGCGCUGGGGCAGAGCAGGGGACGGGAUGGCAAGCAGGUCAGCAGAGCCUCCGAGAGGGGGCCGGGGGACUUAGCUGCUCCGCACCCUCCUGGCGGCCUGGGCCCCUCCUCCCGCGCACGCGCACCAUGGAGCCCCCGGGGUACAACUGCUUCGUGGACAGAGACAAGAUGGACGCCGCCGUGCAGGACCUGGGCCCCAAGGAGCUGAGCUGCGCGGAGCUGCAGGAGCUGAAGCAGCUGGCCCGCCAGGGCUACUGGGCCCGCAGCUACGCCCUGCGGGGCAAGGUGUACCAGCGCCUGAUCCGGGACAUCCCUUGCCGCACGGUCACGCCGGAUGCCAGCGUGUACAGCGACAUCGUGGGCAAGAUCGUGGGCAAGCCCAGCAGCAGCGGCCUGCCCUUGCCCGAGUUCGUGGACAACACGCAGGUGCCCAGCUACUGCCUGAACGCGCGCGGCCAGGACGCCGUGCGCAAGAUCCUGCUCUGCAUCGCCAACCAGUUCCCCGACGUGUCAUUCUGCCCCGCGCUGCCCGCCGUCGUGGCGCUGCUGCUGCACUACAGCGCAGAUGAGGCCCAGUGCUUCGAGAAUGCCUGCCGCAUCCUGGCUUGCAACGACCCCAGCCGGAGGCUGCUGGACCAGAGCUUCCUGGCGUUCGAGUCCUCCUGCAUGACCUUUGGGGACCUGGUGAACAAGUACUGCCAGGCGGCACACAAGCUGAUGGUGGCCGUGUCGGAGGACGUCCUGCAGGUCUAUGCGGACUGGCAGCGCUGGCUCUUCGGGGAGCUGCCCCUCGGCCACUUGGCCCGCGUCUUCGACGUCUUCCUGGUGGAAGGCUACAAGGUGCUGUACCGCGUGGCGCUGGCGAUCCUCAAGUUCUUCCACAAGGCGAGGGCGGGGCAGCCGCUCGGGUCCGACAGCGUGAAGCAGGACAUCCGCGCCUUCGUCCGGGACAUCGCCAAGACCGUGUCUCCGGAGAAGCUGCUGGAGAAAGCGUUCGCCAUCCGCCUCUUCUCCCGGAAGGAGAUUCAGCUCCUGCAGAUGGCCAACGAGAAAGCGCUGAAGCAGAAAGGCAUCACCGUUAAGCAGAAGAGUGUUUCACUUUCUAAAAGGCAGUUUGUGCACUUGGCGGUGCAUGCGGAGAACUUCCACUCCGAGAUCGUCAGCGUGAAGGAGAUGAGGGACAUCUGGUCGUGGGUCCCCGAGCGCUUCGCCCUCUGCCAGCCCCUCCUGCUCUUCUCCUCGCUCCAGCACGGGUACAGCCUGACCAGGUUUUAUUUCCAGUGUGAAGGACAUGAGCCCACCGUCCUCCUCCUGAAGACCACGCAGAAGGAGGUGUGUGGGGCUUACCUGUCAACAGACUGGAGCGAGAGGAACCAGUUUGGAGGCAAAGUGGGCUUCUUUGGGACCGGAGAGUGCUUUGUGUUCAGGCUGCAGCCUGAGGUCCAGCGCUACGAGUGGGUGGUCAUCAAACACCCGGAGCUGACCAGGCCGGUGUCCUCGGAGGCCACAGCCACUCCGUCCUCGCUCGGCCGCCCCACGUCCUCAGACCCCGCGGACCGCCUCUCGCCCUUCCUGGCCACGCGGCACUUCAACCUGCCCUCGAAGACUGAAUCCAUGUUCAUGGCCGGGGGCACUGACUGCCUCAUCGUAGGUGGAGGGGGUGGCCAGGCGCUCUACAUCGACGGGGACCUGAACCGGGGCCGCACUGGCCACUGCGACACUUUCAACAACCAGCCCCUCUGCUCAGAGAACUUCCUCAUCGCUGCUGUGGAGGCCUGGGGCUUCCAAGACCCUGACACCCAGUGACGGGCCUGCGCUGGGGACAGAGCUGUCACCGUGCGGUGGGGUGGGGCUGUGGCCCCCUCUUCAUGGGACAGGCAGUAAAGGAAGAACCACCCCCCACAUGGUGGGCAGCAUUGGGGUGUAGCUGGGACUCUGGUGCUGGGCCAGGAAGGGGUUCCCGGGCCUCGGCUGGCUGAGCCCAGCCCUACUCGACCUGCGCAGACUUGCUUGGCCUCCAGCCGGGAUGAGGCCUGGUUCUCUGUGGAGGCAUCCGUGCCUGAGGCCUGGAAGGGGCUACAUCUUGCAGCCCCUGAGUCUUAGUCCCUUGGUGCAGAGAUGGGGACUGGGAAAGGCAGAAGGAACCUUCCAGCAAGCGUGGGUCCACGGUGCCCCCUGCUGGGGACUGUCAGCGUGGCUCUGAGCAGAGACCCGAGGCCACCUGCUGGAGGCUCCCCAGGAGAGACAGAGCCCUGGGGGCUGCCCCUGUCCGUAUCCCCUUCCCACUGCCCAGGUCCUCUAACCCAGUGCCCUAUGCUAGUGCUGGCCUCCUGCGGCCGCCUCUUGGACAGGAGCAGCAGGGUGAAGGAGGGGCGGGCAGGAUGUGUGCUGAGCUCGAGGCCCCUCCCCAAGGCGGGAGGGCCGGUGUGACGUGGGGCUGGAGAGCCCCCUGUCUGAAACCAGGCCCCGAAGCUCGAAGCUCGCUGUGGGUUCCCCCCUGGAGACGCCGCCCAGGAUGGCCCUAGAGGGCCCUCUGCUGCUGACCCCAAACCCACAGGCUCCAUUUCCAUGGGCUUGUCCUGAGCAGCCCCGGCCCCUGGGGGCUUCUUCAGCCCUCCUCCUCUCUGCCAGGGGAGCCUCCUCCACUCCCACGAGGUCCCCGAGGUCCCUGUGGUGGCCCCAGGAUUCCGUCCAGACUUCUCAGCAUGGCAUGCUUGUCUUUGUCCGUCCCCACAGGCCCCAGGUUGCCGGGGCCACCCCCUCCCCCAGAUCUUCACCACACGCCCCUCUGUGCCUCUCUCAGCCCUGUGCUUGGCCGCUCGGCGUGUGUGUCCGUAAGCUGCGGCCUGUCCCCCUCUCCCCUGCCCCACCUGGCCCUGCACACGCCCUGUGGAAUGUAGGUGCCACGUGCACACUUGCCUCUGGGUGGGGAAUGGCCUCCCACCCCGUGCCCUCCCUCAGCUGGUCCUGAGGGCCUGGGCACCCGGUGAGGGAGGGAGCAGACCGACGCCCAAGCAGCCGUGCCACCAAGCUAUGGCAGCCUGGGCGGCAGGUGCUGGGGUCCUGGCCCUCACAUGGCUGCAGCCAGCCCCUCGGUGUCCCCACCCAUCAUGCGUCUGCCAUCUCCAUCUUGCUUGGCCCUCCUGUGGGGCACUGACCCUCCCCGGCCCUUACUUCAGUCUCCUCUGAGUGGGGCCUCGUGGUGCAGGAAGAAGAACCAGGAGCCCGGCGUGGCGUUGGGCGAGCCUGUGAAUCUGCCUGGAACUCAGUUUCCCCAACUGUAAAAUGGGGCCAGUCAUCCUGCACGGCUGGGUCUGUUGAGAGGCUCUGAGGGGGACUCGGAGUCUCUAGUGGGAGAAGAGGUGCUGGGAGGCAAGGUCACAGCUCACCCCCACCCCCGCAGCCCUUGCCCCCCUCCCUCUGAGACCCCACAGCCCUCCCUGUGGCUCCAACUUUGGUGUUCAUUAAACAGUCUCGUUACAUGAA